CACCAGACCAACCCUAUGGGUCAAACCUGGAGGGCACGCAGGCCUGGGGGACGAACAGGAGUGGCCUCUCGCAGCUGAACCUUGGACUUUUUGUUUGUUUGUUUGUUUGUUUGUUUGUUUUCCCUCCUCUCCCAGGUUUACAAAGUUAAAGUGUGGAGAUGCAGACCAUCCAGUUGAAGACCAAGAUUCUGCGUCUGAUGAUUUUGGGCCUGAUGAACGUCCUCCUCUUCAUCCUGGUGGACAUAUCCAUGAAGUACACCCAUGGCAGGGACCAGAACAGUAAGGUUCGAAUCCCGUCGACGCGCUUCUGGAAGAAGCUCACGGUCAGUGAGGCCUUCUGGAACCGUCGGCAGCAGCUGCUCGACCACAUACACAACCCGCUCUUCGCGUCGGCAAUCGCCGCGGGCAACGACACGCUCAUGGACGCCGCCACCAUCCCAGCGGGGAUACUCGCCUGGAUAAACGACACGAGUCCCGAAGACCCCUGCGCACCUGACCACAGCGUUGCGUCGAGAGUGAAGGACUACGAUCAGCUGCCGCAGCGCUUUAAGGACUUCCUGCGGUACAUGCGGUGCCGGUCCUACCCCAUGGUGCUGAACGUGCCGGACCUUUGCCAGGAGCCCCCGUUCCUGCUCCUGGCGGUGAAGUCCCUGUCGCCCCACUUCGACCGACGCCAGGCAAUCCGCCAGUCCUGGGGCCGCGCGGGCACGUUCGCGGGGCAUAAGGUCGUCACGGUGUUUCUCCUCGGCAACGCCGCGUCGACGGAUCACUUCCCGGACCUGUCGGGGAUGGUGCAGCAUGAGUCGGCGCUCCACGGCGACAUCCUCCAGUGGAACUACCGUGACACCUUCUUCAACCUGACCGUCAAGGAGGUUCUCUUCCUGGAGUGGCUCCACCACAGCUGCCCCGGCGUCAGCUACAUCUUCAAAGGCGACGACGACGUCUUUGUCAACACACACCGCAUUCUGAACUACCUGGGCGGGCUCCGGCGCUCCAAGUCCCGGGACCUCUUCAUCGGCGACGUGAUCACGGGUGCCGGUCCGCACCGCAACAAGAAGCUAAAGUACUACAUCCCCGAGAGCGUCUUCCAGGGCAACUACCCACCGUACGCUGGCGGAGGGGGAUACAUCUACUCGGGCGAUGUGGCUAUGCGGCUCUACAACGCCUCGCAAAAAGUCUCGUUGUACCCCAUCGACGACGUCUACACGGGCAUGUGCCUUCAGAAAAUUGGCCUGCUGCCAGAGAAGCACAAGGACUUCAAGACAUUUAACAUUGAUGAGAAGUACCGGGACAAUGCUUGCAUCUACAGCGCUCUCAUGCUUGUCCACAGUCGGACUCCACAGGAAGUUAUCCAAAUCUGGUCCUGGUUACAGGACCCUGGCCUGAGAUGUCAGGCUGUGACUAAGGUUGCUGGAUAAGACUUGCUAACAACUUUUUUAGUCUUUUUUGCUGGCAGAACCCACCCCCCCCCUAAAAAAAAAUAAUCCAUAGGGUUAUAAUGUAAAACGUACGCCGGCAGCUGCAAAAAAGACACUUAGUCUGAACUUAGACCCUUAGAGCACUAAGUAACGUUUUGGAUGCUUGUGGAGUAGGGUGGAUUGGCUUCUAGUAGCAUACACACUUGAGAGCAAGUUCACUGUCUCCUUGGUUGUUUGGUUUAGCCAGGGUAUUUAUUUGAUCUAAUUAUUGUUUUUUAUUAUUAUUAUUAUUAUUAUUAGUUAUUUUAUAAUUGCCUUGUGUAGCCUACCAUUUUGCCUUGUAUGGACAAUGCUUGUGACUUUGGACAGCAAAUGGACAAUACUUGUGAAUGUGAACAAUACUUGUGAUAAGUGGCUGGCUUCUCUCCCCUUAUUCUGCUAAUUUUCUGGUCAUCAUUACGUUGACAGUCUCUCUUACAUGUCUUGUGAUGUGAUAACUUUUUCAAAAUGAUAUUUCGUUUUCUGAAAUUUGUACAUCAUGUGUAUGAAAGCUAAUGGGUGAUCUUUGCACACUACCCCCCACUUUUGAAUUCACAUUCAAAAUGUUUUAUUUGAAUUAAUUGUUCAUUUUGAGAAAUGUUGGUACACUGGAAUUAAAAGAAAACUUAAAAAAAACAUGACCCAUAACCUCACCAGUCAUGGUCAUGCUUAUUGUCCUUAACAGAUGUUUCACCGUGCCCAAAAUCUUUGAGUGUGUUGCUGGAUAAUUUAUUCAUCAAAUUUAUUUUUAAUUUGUACAUCAAUAAAUGUAAUAAAUUCCUCAAUGAAUAACCAUUAAUAGUAGGGGCGGUGGUAGUGUAGUGGUUAAGGAGCUGGGCUAACAUGCAGUACCCUGUAAGUCGUGGGUUCAAUUCCCAGCUUCCAUCGUAGUGCCCUUGAUAGACUUAAAUAGACUUCAGGUGGGUUGGUGGUCUUGACAGCCUGCUUAAUGUUUGUCUUCGAAGAGCCUAAAAGGCUGAUGUGUGUGAGUGUGUGCUUUUCUGAACAUGACAAAGAGAUUAAGCCUUAUUUUUUGUAUAACAAAAUGAAUAAAGUCUGUAAAACAUG
Messenger RNA from Alosa sapidissima (American shad), 2525 nucleotides. Its product is annotated as N-acetyllactosaminide beta-1,3-N-acetylglucosaminyltransferase 2-like. The record is from RefSeq and is a predicted model, not a curated record. The coding region runs from base 159 to 1418 and encodes 419 amino acids. NCBI's taxonomy places the organism in Eukaryota, Metazoa, Chordata, Actinopteri, Clupeiformes, Clupeidae. The transcript is spliced from 2 exons. Gene Ontology annotation, cellular component: membrane. Gene Ontology annotation, molecular function: hexosyltransferase activity.